Molecule: messenger RNA, 1954 nt
Organism: Eremomyces bilateralis CBS 781.70
Lineage: Eukaryota; Fungi; Ascomycota; Dothideomycetes; Eremomycetales; Eremomycetaceae
Exons: 5
Coding region: 181-1794 (537 amino acids)
Biological process (GO): regulation of DNA-templated transcription; DNA-templated transcription
Molecular function (GO): zinc ion binding; DNA-binding transcription factor activity, RNA polymerase II-specific; DNA binding
Source: RefSeq, a predicted model, not a curated record
CCGUAGGAGCUCUGGUGCCAUUAGAGUAGCAGAAUCAUCCCAGGAUGACCAUCCGAGGUGGACGAACGUUAGAGUAUUAAGUACUUGCUGGUAUCACAGUACAGCGCUCGAAUCACCACAAGGUUUAUGGUUGAUAGCACGGCGAGGUGACACGUACACGAACCUCUCGAGUCCAACCAAAUGGUUGAUAAUCUAACACCGAAUGGAGAACGCAAAGGAACGCGUAUCACGAAAGCAUGCGAUUCAUGUCAUCGUCGAGGACGGCGCUGUCGGGCACAGGACGACCGAACACCAUGCAGAACCUGCAUUGAUGCUGGGAUAGUCUGUACACGGAACCGAAUUCCGUCAAAACGUGGACCAAAGCCUCGACAACACGCCCAAUUUGGCCCAAUAUGGGCUUUGGAUCCUAGCAAACAUGGAUCGAGAGCGCUUCUGACCACUUUGAUCCGAUCCUUUUUUGACUUUGUCUAUCCAAUCGUCAAUUAUGUCCACGAGGACUCAUUCAUGGACCAAUGGACCAACGGGCAGCUCCCAAAUUCGCCGUCAUCGUAUGCUCUUCUAAUGGCCAUGUGUGCGCUCAGUGCAUUUCGAAUCAAAUAUGGAAUCGAACCCUCGGCCUUGGAUGUUUCCCAGAAUGUUGACCCUGACUUCUACCUUGAUGAAGCACUAAGAACGACUCAAUCGACGUCCCCAGUGCCUCGAGAUAAGGAAUCCCUUCAAGCGCUCGGACUGUUAUGCAUGACAGCUCUGGAGAUUGGCAAUGGUUCCUUACUCCAGUGUCAAUUAGGAUAUUACCAUGCUGCAAUUGCGGAUCAAAAUCUUUACGAUGAGAGGCGUUGGCCGCCAGCUUUGUCAGCGAUUGAAAAGGAAGAAUACCGCCGAUUAUAUUGGCACCUCUACCGUCUAGAGGUUCACAUGGCAUUGGUUAUGGGACAUGCAAUUCGCUGCCCGGAAAUUCAAUCCAUGGUGUCAUAUCCGUCUCUGGCAGACCAACAGGAUGCAAGAUCAACCACAGAAUCGGAAUGGCUCAGUGGUUGGAAUUUCGUAACAGAUUUAUACCGAGGUCUUGAACAUGUCCUGACGAAAUUCAGACUACAUGGAAUGCCAGGUUACCAAAGCCAGCGCAAAGGCUUUCUCUCAACGUCAUUUCUGCUUGAUUUUGACUUAAACGAGAGGAUUCUACAACCGUUGACAGAAGCUUUUGAGAAUCUCCCAACAAGGUUCAAAACUGCACCUCCUCUUACGUCUAAUGUGAAUGCGAAUCGUUGUGGUUUUCAGGCGGCGAAUAUUGUCUGUACCUAUCAACUCGUCCGGAUGGUGUGUUAUACAAGCAACAAGGCGACAUUUCAUCAAGCCUGUCGGACAGCGUUGGACCUAAUAGAACAGAUCUCUUCAAUCCCUUUGGAGUAUCUUAGGGCCAUGAGUUUAGCAGCGGUCCAAGAAAUCUCGGGUUUUGGUCACAUAUUGAGCCACUUCAUUGGAAAGGAGUUGCCGAUGUCCGAUUACCAGGACCUUAGAGAUGUUAUACUUUGCAUGGCAGAAUUCCUCGAAAGCCUUCAUACAGAUUUGCCGUACGCAAUACGCGCAAGUGCACGGCUGCGGGAGUGUGUUAACCGGAUAUCUGGGCUGAUUGAUCAAUCAACUGCGCAUACAUUCCCAACCUCCGGACCGCCCGUGAAUUUCUUCGGCGAUUCGCAAGCUCCCGAGCACAGUGAAAUGAUACUAGACUGGAGAGAUGAUACACCAUGGCUUGACGAAUGGCUAGACUCCGUCGCAUCCAUCAAUCAUAACUAAGCCCUAUAGAAGCAUUGCUCUCACUAUAGCCUUGUCGGUAGGUGUACAGUAUCGAAUGCAAGGGUGCUGCAUAAUUUGCCAUUAGAAAGACAGAAGAAUUUCCAACUCCUCGCUCGACGCUUGCAGCGAUUCGGGGUUUAAGCAAGGUCAAAAAUGCAUC